UAAGUUUUUUGCAACACACUCCAGUCGUAUGUGCGGUGAAAGUGGAGUGGGUGCAGCUAAGUGAACAGGAAAAGCGAAGGCAACCAGUUACCCCAAUGGUGAAGGAAUACGAAGACGAAGGCGAAGAAAACCCAAAAGACAACAAUAAUGAAAAAUAUAAACCCAAUAAGGAGAGCAGAAAUGUUCACUACAUUAAUUUUGGAGAAGAUGAUCAGAUGGAAAUACAAGGGUUCCUUUGCAAUAAGAUGAAACUGUACUUCACGCGCCUGUUCUACGUGCUCACUCUUGGAAUUUUGAGAUUAAUUUUUCACUGGUACCCCGUUCUUAAGAUAAAAGCAACGCACACUAGAUGCGACCUGGACACCGCGGAAGAAGUGCUGAUAAUAAACACUUACAAGAAAUUCAAAUCCUAUUUCGUCAAAAAGGUGGAGGUACUAGAGGCUCUAUCUAGUGACAAGCAAGACAAUGGACACGAAACAAGUGACUGUCUGUUAGAGUUCAAUCUCAACGAUGGAAGAAAGAAGAGGCUCUACCAAGCUCGUACUAUUAAAUGCAUGAAACUGACGUACAUUUGGGACGAUGAAAAACGUAAUUUCAUCAAGCUGGCUGGUUUCGACAAAGGGAUAACAAGAGAAGAACUCCACGGCUUCUCAGGGCAGAGCCAAGCAAAGCAGGUUUUCAAGAGGAUCAUCUACGGAAACAACGAGAUUUCUGUCCCAGUCCAAACAGUAUUAACCCUCCUAGUCCUCGAAGCCCUCACGCCAUUUUACGUGUUUCAAUUGUUCAGUUUAAUAGUUUGGCUGUGUGAGCUGUACCUUUACUACACCAUAGCCAUUAUCAUAAUGUCGGUGGUGGGUAUCACCACUUCGAUUAUCCAAACUAGAAAGAACCAAAAGAACUUAAAAGGCACUGUCCACUCUGCGGACAAAGUUAUUGUCUCCCGGGGCAACAACAGCUUCGAGCAAAUACCCACCACAGAUUUGGUACCUGGGGACGUAAUACUGAUCCCAUCGAAUGGUUGCGAGAUGCAGUGUGACGCAGUGUUGACAUCAGGCACCUGUAUAGUCAACGAGAGCAUGCUGACAGGCGAGUCUGUACCUAUAACCAAAAAUCCCCUGCCGAACAACCCCAGACAGUAUAAGGUCAAGGAAGACGUGAGCCACACGUUGUUCUGCGGGACGAAGAUCAUACAAACCAGAACGAAAGGUGACGAGAAAGUAUUGGCAGUCGUGAUAAGAACUGGUUAUUUAACAGCCAAAGGCGAACUAGUCAGGAGUAUUCUGUACCCCCCACCAGCCGAUUUCAAGUUUGAAAGCGACAGUUACAAGUUUAUUGGAAUCCUCGGCCUUAUAGCGGUGUUAGGGGUCAUAUACACCAUCGUUUCCAAGAGCACAAGAAACAUUAACCCCUUUGACAUAAUCAUCAAGUCCUUAGACUUGAUAACGAUAGCAGUUCCCCCCGCCCUACCCGCCGCCAUGACGGUUGGGAAACUGUACGCCUUAAACAGGCUGAAAAACAACAAAAUAUUCUGCAUCAACUCUAGGGUGAUCAACGUAUCCGGUUCUGUGGACUGCAUCUGUUUCGACAAGACUGGUACUCUCACAGAAGACGAAUUGGAUAUGUGGGGAGUCGUACCUGUAGAAGACCAUAAGAUCAAGAACGCAGUUAAAGACGCGAAGGUUUUGUCCAAUACCUCUCACAUCAUCAGGGGGAUGGCGACCUGUCAUUCCCUCAACCUCAUAAAUAGUGAAGUGUGUGGAGAUCCCUUAGACGUUAAGAUGUUUGAAAGCAUAGGGUGGUCACUAGAAGACAUAUACGAGUCAAGCAAAGGCAACAGUGACAUCCACCACCACAUCGUAGUUAAACCAUCUUCCAUAGAGGACAAAUUCGAGAUAGGAAUAGCAAGACAGUUCCAGUUCUCCUCUCACCUACAAAGAAUGAGUGUGGUAACGAAACCUUCAAACACAGACACUUACCACGUCUACUGCAAAGGUUCCCCCGAAAUGAUAACCUCACUCUCAAACUCCUCUGUGCCCGAAGACAUCCUAACUAGACUCAAAGAGUACACCACGCAAGGAUACAGGGUCAUAGCUUUGGGGGAAAAAGACCUGGGUGGUCUAACCCAAGAGGAAGUUGCCAAGUUGCACAGGGAAGAUGUAGAGUGUGACUUGAACUUCAUCGGACUGAUUGUAUUGGAGAACAAACUGAAGCCGCAGACUACGGGUGUUAUCAAGACGUUGAAAGAGGCCAAUUUGAAGGUUGUCAUGAUUACAGGUGACAACAUACAAACUGGAGUACACGUCGCCAAAGAAUGUCAGAUGGUGGAUCCUGACCAAGCAAUCGUUGAGGUGAUUGUCGACGAAGCCACCAAGUAUGAAGCAACUAAGCUGAAGUAUCAAGUGAUUAGUGAAGGUGCAGCUCUUGAGAAGAGUAUCAGUUAUAGUGGCAACUGUUUGGAUAUUGAAAAGAGUCAAAGCAAACAUUACUGUUUCGCCAUCACAGGUAACUCUUGGGCUAACCUGGUGGAUUAUUUCCCAGAGUUAGUACCUAAGGUGGUAGCCAAAGGGGUGGUUUUCGCCAGGAUGUCUGGCCUCCAGAAGCAACAGCUUAUUGAGGAGUUCAAGAACUUGGGUUAUUACGUAGCCAUGUGUGGUGACGGCGCCAACGACUGCGGGGCGCUUAGGGCAGCCCACGUAGGCAUAUCUUUGUCAGAGGCCGAGUCCAGCGUGGCUUCGCCCUUCACCUCCAAAGAACCCAACAUUUCCUGCCUUCCCAAGGUCAUCAAAGAAGGCCGCGCGGCCCUGGUCACCUCAUUUGGGGUGUUCAAGCUCAUGUUGUGCUACAGCCUCACGGAAUUCGCUUCUGUCAUGAUUUUGUACAACAUCGACGCCAAUCUCACAUCUAUGCAGUUCCUCUUCAUCGAUAUCUGCCUCAUAUUGAACUUCGCGAGUUUCUUCGGAAUCACUAAAGCCUAUGAGACUCUGGACAAAGUCCCACCUAUGACCUCGCUCAUGAGUUUCAUCCCCAUCUCUUCCAUGGUUCUCUUUAUGCUCCUAACGGCGGGUUUCCAGAUUUUCUCGUACUAUUACAUCCAGAGCUUCUCGUGGUUCUAUCCCUUCCAGUUUAACGGAGAUGACGACAAAAACUUCCUGUCCUAUGAAAAUUACGCUGUCUACUCAGUGUCUAUGUUCCAAUACAUCACAAUGGCUGUAGUCUUUUCCAAGGGCAAGCCCUACAGGAAGCCGUUAUACACGAACAUCCCCUUUACCUUCUCCCUGGUCGUAAUGACCUUAAUUUGCGUUUAUAUAGCUUUAUAUCCAGCCGAGUGGGUUAAAAAUAUCUUGGAACUGCUGAUGCCUCCCGCUUUUGAUGGGCGGUACACAAUUCUAUGGAUAGCCUUGAUUUGCUUCUUGUGCUGUAUCCUAGCCGAAGACUUCGUGGUAGAAUUUCUCCUUGGUAAGGUCCUGUCUCCGAAAUUGAAGACUUUACAGAGAUCCAAAAGGAAAUUCUUGGGGAUAUUGAAGGAUAUGGAGCAGGAACCAACCUGGCCCAGAUUGGAAGACAAAACCGCGAUAUUGUCCCACGUUUGCGAGGGAAAAGCCAACGGUUUGGUCAACAACGGUUUCGUUGGAUCGCAGAAUACGCUGGUUACAAAGUUUUAGUCAUGAUUAGAUUUUACAGGACUUAUUUUUAUUUAUAUUAACUGUGUAACUGUACAUAAUAGACUUAGGUGAUGUACUUGGUACAAAUGAAUUAAAUAAAGUUAAAAGAACAAGUGGAAAAUAAAUUAACAGUU
Anoplophora glabripennis (Asian longhorned beetle) is the source of this 3796-nucleotide messenger RNA. Its product is annotated as probable cation-transporting ATPase 13A3. Gene Ontology annotation, biological process: polyamine transmembrane transport; intracellular calcium ion homeostasis. The transcript is spliced from 16 exons. Gene Ontology annotation, molecular function: ATP binding; P-type transmembrane transporter activity; ATP hydrolysis activity. Bases 96 to 3662 code for a protein of 1188 amino acids. Gene Ontology annotation, cellular component: membrane. Lineage: Eukaryota; Metazoa; Arthropoda; Insecta; Coleoptera; Cerambycidae. The record is from RefSeq and is a predicted model, not a curated record.